Messenger RNA from Cryptomeria japonica (Japanese cedar), 1056 nucleotides. Its product is annotated as receptor-like protein EIX2. Bases 1 to 1056 code for a protein of 351 amino acids. Lineage: Eukaryota; Viridiplantae; Streptophyta; Pinopsida; Cupressales; Cupressaceae. The transcript is spliced from 2 exons. The record is from RefSeq and is a predicted model, not a curated record. Gene Ontology annotation, molecular function: protein binding.
AUGACUGUGGAGCUUAGUAUGGUCGAGUCUCUUGCUCUUAAGGACUUAGAAGAGUGGGAGUUGCGUGAGGAUAUUUUUUGGAAACGAAAGUCUCGUAUGGAUUGGCUUCAAGAAGAUCUACAAAUAUUUGAUCUAGGAAAUAACAAUUUUGAAGGUAGCAUUCCUGUUUGGAUUGAAAAGUUGACAGAUUUGAGAAUUCUUAGCUUGGCUUCUAAUAAAUUUGAUGGUAGAAUUCCGCCCCAGCUGUUCAGGUUGCAAUAUCUUCAAAUUCUAGAUUUACCUGAUAAUCAAUUAUCAGGAAAUAUACCUUCAGAUGUGAGCAAGUUAUGUGCUUUGGUCAAUAAUUCACAAACUUUCCAUUUGCAAUAUUCUUCAUAUUAUGAGGUUGGUUCAAGUUUGGACACAGAUUAUGGAAUGAAUUUUGCUGAUGAAGUAACAAUUUGGAUAAAAGGAAGGAGAAUUCCAUAUUCUAAAAUAAUUGGACAAGACAAGUUCAUGGAUUUGUCACAUAAUAACUUGUCAGGAAAUAUUCCUUCAGAAUUGGGGCUCUUGAGAGGAUUAAUUUCUCUCAACAUAUCAAAAAAUAAUCUAAGUGGGGUAAUUCCAGAAUCCUUGGGAGCCUUGACUUACUUGGAAUCUUUGGAUCUUUCAGAAAAUAAUUUGUUAGGAAAGAUUCCUAUUCAACUUUUAAAUCUCACAUUCCUUGCUGUGUUGAAUCUUUCUGACAACAAGUUGUCAGGGUUAAUACCACAAGGGAAGCAGUUUUCAACCUUUGAGAUUUCUUCCUUUCUAGGAAAUCCUAAUCUUCAUGGACCUCCCCUUGAAAACAGGACACAGAGUCUUGGUUUUGGUAGACAACAUAAUUACAAAGAAUUGAAUAAUACAACCACUGAAAGUGUAGAUGCAGUUGUAAUGGAUAGAUGGUGGGCAGUGGGAGUGGGGUUAAGUUACGGAGUGGGAUUUGCUACUGUGAUUGCAGUGUUGUGCUUCCACAUGAAAUGGAGAUACAUAUGCUUUUCUUUCAUGGAUAAUUUUAUCUAUGACCUUUGUGAAUAG